This is a messenger RNA of Paramisgurnus dabryanus, 5036 nucleotides long. RefSeq names its product ubiquitin associated protein 2-like (gene ubap2l). The record is from RefSeq and is a predicted model, not a curated record. Lineage: Eukaryota; Metazoa; Chordata; Actinopteri; Cypriniformes; Cobitidae. Gene Ontology annotation, cellular component: cytoplasm; nucleus. Gene Ontology annotation, molecular function: protein binding.
CGUUUAUUGUCUACGCGAGUCUGCUCGGCCUAGUCGUCGGCUAGCGGAAUUGAUUUAGGACGCGAAGGAGUUUGUAUUUUGUUUCCGUCUGAUUAGGAGGUCGAUAUUGCAGCCUCCGUCGGUCGGUGUUCGCUCCAAAUUUCCAACAUCCACCGGGUUCUCGGUGUUAUUCCUUUGUAAAUACUGUUAUUUGUAUAUACUGUAAAUGAUGACUUCAGUUGGCGGAGGCCGGACCCGGGGCAACUGGGAGCAGACGCAGGGUCAGACACAGAGCCAGUCACAGCACAAGCAAAGGCCACAGGCCACUGCUGAGCAAAUCCGGCUUGCGCAAAUGAUCUCGGACCACAACGAUGCAGACUUUGAGGAAAAGGUCAAACAGCUGGUUGACAUCACAGGAAAAGAUCAGGAUGAGUCCAUGAUAGCGCUGCACGACUGCAACGGAGACGUCAACAGAGCCAUCAACGUCCUGUUGGAGGGCAGCCCUGACACUGACUCAUGGGAAAUGGUUGGAAAGAAGAAAGUGUCAGGUCAAAAGGAAAGUGCACAGACAGAUGGAGGAGAUGAAGGGAAGGAGAAUCGAGAGCGGGGAGGAGAAAGAGAUGUGGCGCGCCGCAGAGGAGGAGCCCCGCGGAGGGGCCGUGGAGCCAGCCGUGGACGAGAGUUUCGUGGGCAAGAGAACGGGUUGGAUGGAACCAAGACAGGAGGCAUUGCGGGCAGAGGAACAGAACGAGGCCGUCGGGGAAGAGGCAGAGGAAGAGGUGGAGCUGGUAGGCGAGGUGGAAGGUUUUCAGCUCAGGGUAUGGGCCAGAUUGAUAAAGGCCCCAGAUAUGAUUUGUCAGGAGAUGAGAGUACGUUUAAUCCAGCGGACUACACAGAGCCAGCCCAAACAGAUGAGAGCUACACAAGUGGUAGCACUUGGAGUAACACUGGCAACCUGGAACCUGAGGAUGGAAACCGGCUUGAGUUUACAGGAGGAGAGGGAACAAGCUAUCCUCAACAGUUUGACUCCACCCCUGGUGCGUGGAGAACUGCCACAGAAGAGUGGGGUACGGAGGACUGGAAUGAAGAUUUAUCAGAGACCAAGAUAUUCACUGCCUCCAGUGUGGCGUCCAUGCCCAUUCCACAAGAGAAUGUCACCAUUACAGCUGGACAGAGGAUUGAUUUGGCGGUGUUGCUUGGGAAGACGCCUCCAUCUUCCUCUGAGGCAGAACCUGCUCCUCUUGAAGGGCAACAGCCUUCAUCUCUGCCUCAGUCUCUGGUGUUCAGCAGCUCGAAGCAGACAGCCUCACUGUCCCAAUCCUCCAGCAGUGCUCCCUACGGCCAGCACAGCAUGGUGAGCAUGCUCGGUAAGGGAUUUGGUGAUGUAGGAGACCCUAAAGUAACCACUGGAGGCUCCACAACUGGUUCUCAAUUUCUGGAGCAGUUUAAGACGGCCCAGGCUUUGGCCCAGCUGGCAGCCCAGCACUCACAAAGUGGACCACCCAACGCCGGUCCUUCUACCUGGGAUACUAGUCCUGCACUGAGCCAAUACGAGAUGAAGCCCCAAGUAGAUCCCGCACAUAGUCCGUUCACCAAACGGCAACCCUACCAGCCCUCUUCCACUGCCUCUUCCAUGAUUGAUGCUUUCUUGCAGGACAAAGCCACGCCCCCUUCCACCACCUCCUCGCUGACUCCUCAGUCCACUUCCUCAUCCUCACUGCCCCAAUCUAUCCCUAAACAAUCUGCACUGGCUUCAGGUCAGCAGAACGCUUCCGGCGCUAUGGACCCGCAAGCAUCCAGCCCUCUUCCCCUGCAUCAGCACAAACUAAAGCAACAGAAGAAGAGGGCUUCCCUCACAACCAAGAUUCCAGCUCUUGCAGUUGAGAUGCCAGGCUCUGCAGACAUAUCCGGGCUAAACCUGCAGUUUGGAGCGUUACAGUUCGGAUCUGAACCGGUGCUUUCAGAGUACGAUGCCUCUGCAGCUGUUGCCACGACGACACCGGGAAACCAAGGCCAGAAUAGCCUUUACACAAGCGUUAGCAAUGAGCAGUCUUCAGCAUUGACCAACCCCAGUCAGAUGGAGCUGUACGAGCAGAGAGCCAGCCAGACACGGCGCUACCCCCCUUCUGUGUCGUCAUCACCACAGAAAGACUUACAGGCCAAGAACGGGUUCAGUUCGAUACAGCCGUCACAAUCUCUGGAAGCUACAGCAGGCUCUGCAGUGCCUUUGAAGCCAACAUCUGAUUCCAUCGUCCCAUCUUCGGUUUCCAACAUGUCUUCAUUGGCUGAUCCCUCAUCAGGUGCUCCCUCCCUGCUGACCACAUCCAAUCAGUCGCCUCUUAGUGUUCUUGGCCAUGAAGACUCCUCCCCAAGCUCAUUGGCUGCACAACACAAUAACUCCCUCCAGACGCAGCAAAACAGUUUGACACCUUCCUCAGUUCGCACUUCAAACGCAAGUCUACUGCACCAAAGUGUAGAUGGAGAAUCCAGCUUGCACUCCUCAUCCUACCCGACUCCUUCUUCAGUUCCACCUGCUUCUUCCUCUACUUCGGCCCCCAUGUCCCACGGCAGCCCUGUGGCACCUUCGUCAUCUGUCAGUUUGGUAUCUGCGCAGUCGGCUCUGGGCCCGGUCAGCAGUCUGACCAUGGGACUCAACAGCGCUGCUGGCAUGGCCUCCAUGGUUCCUCCCACAGCUAUUGCAUCCUCAUCCUCUGUGGCCACUGUGCCACUUUCAUCAGCCGCCUCGUCCCGCAGCACGGCUGCCUCAGGGAAAGCACCUCCAAACCUGCCUCCUGGUGUGCCACCUCUGCUGCCCAAUCCUUACAUCAUGGCUCCUGGCCUGCUUCACCCCUACCCACCUCAGAUGUAUGGCUACGAUGAUUUACAGAUGCUACAGACCAGAAUACCACUGGACUAUUACAGCAUUCCAUUUGCCGCUCCUACCACACAGCUUACUGGCAGGGAAGGCAGUUUAACAAGCAAUCCUUAUUCUGCUGGUGACCUGUCAAAGUUUGGUCGGGCUGAUGCCUCGUCUCCUGCCCCUGCCACAACGCUUGCCCAGCCGCAGCAGAAUCAGACCCAAACACAUCACACCACCCAGCAGCCCUUCCUCAGCCCAGCCCUUCCACCUGGAUACAGCUAUACCAGCCUUCCCUAUUACACUGGGGUACCGGGUCUGCCCAACACCUUCCAGUACGGGCCUGCCAUGUUUCCUGUGGCUCCUACCUCGUCCAAACAACAUGGUGUGAAUGUUGGCAUCAAUGCAUCAGCCACACAAUUUCAGCAGGCGAGUGGCUACGGGUCUCAUGGAUACAGCACUGGCUAUGAGGAUUUGGGCCAGGCUUCGGCAGGGAGCGGGGAUUUCUGUAAGGGCGGCUACGGCACAGCUGUUGCCGCCGUCGCCGCAGCUUCCGCACAAAACAAGCCCGCCAGCUCGGUCACCGGGCCCGGAGUGGGUGUUUCUGUGACAUCCAGCAACACGGGAGUACCUGAUAUUUCAGGGUCUGUUUACACAAAGACGCAGCAGUCUUUCGAGAAGCAGGGUUUCCACACAGGAACCCCCAGUGCUUCCUUCAGUUUGCCCUCAGCACUUGGGAGCGGUGGCCCGAUCAAUCCUCCAGCAGCGGCGGGUUAUGCUCCGGCCCCUUACAUGCACAUCCUGGCCCCGCAUCAGCAGCCUCACUCCCAGAUGCUCCAUCACCAUCUGCAACAGGAUGGACAGACUGGCUCUGGACAGCGUAGUCAGACUGCCUCCAUCCAACAGAAGUCCCAGAUAAAUAAGUCUGCUUACAACAGCUACAGCUGGGGAGGCAAUUAACACCCCUUCCUGCCCUGUCCGAUGUUGCAGUUUCUCCUCCUCCUCAGAGAUCUCCUUUUCGCUCCUCAACGACGCUCUUUCUCUCUCUGUAGUCAUCCUGCAGUACCACCCCGUUCCACUGGUGGUGCUGUAAUAGAGUUAGCACUGUAAUGCAUCAGUUGAGGAGGGUGCACGGGGAGACAUCUUAAUGGGGAGAGGGUUCUCAUGAGUGUAUGGAUAGUUACUUAAGCCUUUGAGAGCUCAGUAUUGAGUAUUUGGAGUUUGUAUUGUUAAAAAUGAAAAUCAAGCUCCUCCCCCUUUUCUUUCAGGCAUAUGUACAUAUAGCAGUUUUCUAAAAGGACUGUUUAAUUUCUUUCUCUUUUUACUGGUGGAUAAAAUGAAAAUGAGUGGUUUGGUAGAAGAACGGGUGGAUAUUUUCCCCUGCACACAAUUCUUUUUAUUUUCCCUACUGUCUGCUGCUUGCUUUGUAAGGACAUGCAAUCCAAAUGUACAUGCAUCUCUGUUUUCCUCCGCAGUGAUUUUUUUUUACCAAAUUUUAUUUUGGAGAAAAGGAAAAUAUCACUCUAAAUCGGCUAAUGCAGUUGUGAAGUUUAUUUUUUACCAAAUAUAAAUAGAUAUAUGAAAAAUGUAUAGGUGAGCUCACAGACUUCGUCUGUGUGUAUGUGCAUGUGUGUACGUUUGUUUUGAUUUUGUGUGUUGUGAGGGUGGCCGCUGUAUGAAUGCUCUGCUUAUGCUAUAGGCUUCAAUGUGUAUUUUUCUUUAAUUUUUUGAAGCCAUAAUGUACCCCACAGAUGUUAGAAGUGCACCUUAAACUAGAUUUGUUGUUUUUUGUCUUCAUUAACUGUCCUCCCUGUUAAAGAGAGGCUGGAUUGUGUUUGACCUCGGCAUUUUACCAUAAGUGAGAAAUGUCUCACUUGCUUUGGGAUUAUGUUGUACAGGAGAGGUCUGAGUUUUUCUUAGGCCACCCUUUGUGAGCAAGUGUCUUUCUACAGCCUGUUGUUUCCGUCAUACCCGCAGUCAUUGUCCUCGUUCAAGAACGCCACCUUCUGUCCCCAAAUAUAUUCUUUUAGAAAUGAUUAUUAGGUAAGUGCUGAUGGACAGAAUUGUACUAUGAGUGUCUUUUUUUUUCUUUUUUUUUCUUUGUCAGUGACUUUCUUUUUGUACUGUGCGUUUUAAAAAAUUUAAAUGGAUAAAAUUGUCUUGUACAUAUAUAUAUAUAAAUAUAAACACAAGUACUGUA